Pseudogymnoascus destructans is the source of this 913-nucleotide messenger RNA. RefSeq lists its product as uncharacterized. Gene Ontology annotation, molecular function: oxidoreductase activity, acting on the CH-CH group of donors. The transcript has a single exon. Bases 129 to 644 code for a protein of 171 amino acids. Lineage: Eukaryota; Fungi; Ascomycota; Leotiomycetes; Thelebolales; Thelebolaceae. The record is from RefSeq and is a predicted model, not a curated record.
GGGGACUCACGAGUGAAGAAAUUCAGAGGGACCAGAAACUGGGCCGUGAUCUGGAUGCAGAUGGGAUACCAUUGGGACCAUGGCAGAUUGAUGUCUUCGAAUGGUUCAGUAGCUCAACUGACUCGAACAUGGCCAUGAUGCUGGCGCAGACAGAUAAAGGUCUCGGCGCUUUUUUUGCGCCAAUACGUCGCCGGGCUGUUGGUAAAUAUGAACUGAACGGUGUUCGCAUCCAAAGACUGAAGAACAAGAUGGGCAACAAAGGUCUACCAACCACAGAGCUAAAGCUUAAAGGCACUCGUGGAUGGAUGAUUGGGAAAGAAGGCAAUGGUCUCAAAAAAAAAUCGGCAAUUCUUAGUGCUCUCGGAUUCUGGGGACGGGCCUUGUCGAUAAGUCGCGCAUAUACUAAAACCUGCAAUGUUCGCGAUGGAUUAUUACAAGACAGCCCUCAGCAUCUACGAUGGAUGGCGAACCAGACGGUCGAUUACUGGGCAGCAUUCCAACUGGCAUUCUUCGGAGUUGCCUUGCUAGGAACCACUGAGCAAGGUCGCCACGGACAUGACGCUAGAGCACAAAAGUUAUUUCCACCGGAAGAUGCAGCUCUAAAGACAGGCUCUGUUAGGAGUGUCGAAGGCGUACGGGCAUGAUGGAGUGCCUUGGUGGAGUUGAGUACUGUGAGAACAACGAAGACGGGGGGAUUAUGAACGUGACAAGGCUAUUUCGAGAUACAGCAGUGACGCCGAUAUGGGAAGGAACAGUGAGUCUAGCGGCCUAGGAUACAGUCAGAGUUUUGAAGGAUAAGAGGCUGGGUCAUAGCGUUGUUGAGGGUGUCUUUGGCACCUGGGUUGAGGCCGCCUUGAAGAACUGUCAGGAUGAGGGCAAAUUUCAGAAAGAAUGCUCACUGGUUAGAAUGUGG